Molecule: messenger RNA, 849 nt
Organism: Ctenocephalides felis (cat flea)
Lineage: Eukaryota; Metazoa; Arthropoda; Insecta; Siphonaptera; Pulicidae
Product: ras-related C3 botulinum toxin substrate 1-like
Exons: 5
Coding region: 181-768 (195 amino acids)
Biological process (GO): small GTPase-mediated signal transduction
Molecular function (GO): GTP binding; GTPase activity
Source: RefSeq, a predicted model, not a curated record
GGUGUUUAUAGGUGUUUAUGCCCAGCAGAACAGAAGUAUAUAUGAUGAGUAUCAGUGCAAUUUAAUAAUGAGAGAACGUUGUUUCAAUUUUAUUAGUACCAUAUACCAUAUAAUGAAUUAGUAGAAAAAAAAUUGUUGUAGUGUUUUAGUAUUUUCGGACAUCAACUCAUUAAAUUCAUAAUGUCUUCAGGUAGACCUAUAAAAUGUGUUGUCGUCGGCGACGGAACAGUGGGAAAGACAUGCAUGUUAAUAUCAUACACAACUGAUAGUUUCCCAGGAGAAUAUGUCCCUACAGUUUUUGACAAUUAUUCAGCACCUAUGGUUGUUGAUGGAAUCCCUGUUUCAUUGGGGCUUUGGGAUACGGCUGGACAAGAAGAUUAUGAUCGAUUAAGGCCGCUGUCUUAUCCCCAAACUGAUGUAUUUCUCAUAUGUUUUAGUGUUGCAAGUCCGUCAUCUUUUGAAAAUGUCACUUCAAAGUGGUAUCCUGAAAUAAAACAUCACUGCCCUGAUGCACCUAUAAUACUUGUUGGUACCAAAAUAGAUUUAAGAGACGAUAGAGAAACCUUAAGUUCUCUAGCAGAACAAAAUUUAUCACCUAUGAAACGUGAACAAGGCCAAAAAUUAGCUAAUAAGGUUCGUGCUGUAAAAUAUAUGGAAUGUUCAGCUCUCACACAAAGAGGUUUGAAACAAGUCUUUGAUGAGGCUGUUAGAGCCGUCCUCAGACCAGAGCCUCAGAAAAGACGUCAAAGGAAAUGUAUAAUGCUUUAAAAGUUUUAUUUUAUAUGAAAGUGUUGAGAUCUGCAAAAAAUGACUACCUAGAAAUAUUAUCACUAAAUUAUUUAUACAUUG